AUGUCGGCCAAGCGACGGGCCUCCUCGGGCCCCCAACACCACCACCACCAGCAGCAUCAGCCGGGGCAGCAGAUAUCCUCGGAGCAGCAGAGGGCCCGCAGCCAGAGCCUGGCGGGUUCAUCCACCUUUCUCGAGGGCUGGCGCAGCCGGAUGCCGUUCCUGAAACGCCGCCAGACCAUCGACAAUUCCCGCCAGAGCCAGCCGCUCAUGGAGGAGGGGGAGGCCGCCGGCGGAGGUCCAGCUCCACAGGCAUCAGCCGGUCCAGGUACCGCCGACAGGCCGACAUUGAUGACGACCAUAGCGGAAGAUGUUGCAGAGGCAGCAACGGCAGCAACAUCGGACGUGGCAGCAACAUCCGACGCUUCCGGAGCAACUGGACCGGCAGAUGGCCAUCCCAACGGCAUGGGCACCGUCAUCGUUCGCAUGGAGGGAGCUGGCCAACAACAGAUGGCCGAUGAGGCGCUUUAGGUUAAACCCCUCGAGUCACACAACAUCUCAUAGUUUAAGCCACUGAAAUACCGAAACCAAAACAGAUCAACAACCCAAAACCCCACCAAAUGCAACAGCCCAUUGAACCCAGUUACUAUCGCAUAGGAAUGUUCCUAAAAAACAUGGAGAUUUUAAAAUAAUAUUUCGGGUGUCCAUAACUAGGGAAUAGAAUUUAACUAAUUUUUUAUUAACUUUAACUACAUAUUGUAUUUACGAUGAUAAAAAUUAACACAAGUUGUUUUUGGCACCUUAACGAUUUUAAAAACCAUAUAUUUUUAAGGGAAAAUCUGGCUAUUGAUUUAAUUUUUUAGAUGUUUAUUUUUACCAUCGUUAGUCUUACCGCCAAAAUGUAUUAUUUGUUUAGCAAGAUUCGUUAAACGUAUUAUAUAAGUUUUUGCUUACCAUUAGACACCUGAAAUAUUGUUAGAAAACUGCUGGACAACUUGCAAAACACACAGAAUCAAAUUCCGUAGCCAGCAAGACUGGAAUUUAUAUCGCCACAAGUUGCAGCAUGGUAAAUGUUAAGUUUUCAAAGUAUAUUCCUCAGUUUUCCUUGGUUUCCUCAGCAUGCAAAUUGCGAAAUAAAUUUCAGCCUUUUGCGGGCAACGGACCAACUUGAAUGAGAACAUAUUUAUUGUACCUAUGAGUGUAAGAAUUUAUGUGGAUAUUAAAUAUCAUUGUUGUCUUAAGUGUUAAGUGUACCCUAGAACUAGUCCCACCACCUCCCCCCUAAAACCAUUUCCCCAAAAUAUAUCUCUCUCUGUGGUAAGCUGAGCUUUCUGGCAAUCGCUUUUAGUGUGUCUAUGAAUGUACGCAAAUGUAAUAAAAUUUUAAUUAAAUGUAUGUCUGCUGAA
Drosophila rhopaloa is the source of this 1343-nucleotide messenger RNA. RefSeq lists its product as uncharacterized. NCBI's taxonomy places the organism in Eukaryota, Metazoa, Arthropoda, Insecta, Diptera, Drosophilidae. The coding region runs from base 1 to 468 and encodes 155 amino acids. The record is from RefSeq and is a predicted model, not a curated record. The transcript has a single exon.